This is a messenger RNA of Pogona vitticeps (central bearded dragon), 797 nucleotides long. It is a transcript of the gene C8G, whose product is annotated as complement C8 gamma chain. The record is from RefSeq and is a predicted model, not a curated record. Gene Ontology annotation, biological process: complement activation. Gene Ontology annotation, cellular component: extracellular exosome; membrane attack complex; blood microparticle. Lineage: Eukaryota; Metazoa; Chordata; Lepidosauria; Squamata; Agamidae. Gene Ontology annotation, molecular function: complement binding.
CCAGCCUCGAAGCGGACAGUUACUGUGCCAUCAGGAUCCGACCAUGACGCCGGCUGUGUUUCUCUUCAUCUGUGGUUUGCUCCUCUCUUCUCCCGGCAAUGCCCAGCGCCGCCGUAAGAAGCCGCCGGCCCCGAAGAACCCCAUCGACAGUAUCGGAAUCCAGAGCAACUUUGAUCCCAAUCGGUUUGCUGGGAAAUGGUUCCUGGUUGGAGUGGCCUCGCGCUGCAGCUACUUAAGCCAGAAUCAUUACCGCCUGGAAGCCACAAACGUGAUGGUGACCGUGGCGGAUGCCGAAACUCCGGAGAAACCUUUGCUGUUCAGCAUUUUCCGCCCCUUGGACGGCCACUGCUGGAACAUCAGACAGACCUACUUUCCCACCAAGACAGCCGGCCGGUUCCAAGUGCGAGGCCGUGGCAGGAAUGUGGACGUGGUUGUGGCAGAGACGGAUUACAACAGCUACGCCAUCGUGUACUACCAGAAGGCUGGGAAGAUUUCGGCCAAGCUUUACGGACGAUCCAUCAAGGUUGGCGACGCCGUCACGGCAAAGUUUGAGGAGCGCAUGGCCAGCGUCGGCCUGGAUCUGAACCAGGUGUUUUACUUCCCUGUUUACGGAUUCUGCGACUCUGUUGACGAAUACCACAUCCUUGAUGAAACCAAGUACACGGGGAUACGCUAACAGCCACAGAUCCACACGUGGAAAGAAAGAGAGCAAGCCUGUGCCGGAUCAGGCCCAUGCCGGGACAGGAUGCAUCCCUACACUGGAGCCCCUUCCCCUUUAUAAAGGAAAAAAAAUCACC